AUGUCUUUUUCUUUCUUUCCCUCUUUCUUUCCAUCUUUCUUUCUUUCUUUCUUUCUCUUUAUAAUAAUCAUUCAGUCCAAAAACUUCUUUCUUUUGCUGUUACCUACCCAACCCUUCUCUCACCCCUACCAUCUUCUCUCCUUAUUAUUGCCCCCAGAGAAAAUUCACGCCAUACUUAAUUUUCUUUUUUGUCGUUGCAAGGCGGAUAAAGAAAACGAAUGUAUACUCACCUACAUUCUCUUCUAUUACUGUUACGCGAUUCCUUUUAUAAUCUAUCUAUCUAUCUAUCUAUCUAUCUAUCUAUUAUCUAUUAUCUAUCUAUCAUCGAUUCUCUAUCUAUCUCAUCUAUCUAUGGUAUCUAUCUAUCUCAGUAAAUUCUUUAUCUAUCUAUCUAUCUAUCUAUCUAUUUCUAUCUAUCUAUCUAUCUAUCUAUCUAUCUAUCUCAGUCGAUUAUCUAUCUAUCUAUCUAUCUAUCUAUCUAUCUAUCUAUCUAUCUAUAUAUAUAUAUAUAUAUAUAUAUAUGGUUCUGAAAAGGCGUUUAAAAAAUUCGUUCAUUUCUGUUACAAAAAUGUCUUAUUUACUUCAAAGGAAAAAUCUAUCUAUAAAUCUAUCUAUCUAAAAUCUAUCUAUCUAUCUAUCUUUUAUCUAUCUCCAAAAAUUCUGUUGAUAUCUAUCUAUCUAUCUAUCUAUCCAUAUCUAUCUAACUUGAACAACUCAUUCUAUCUAUCUAUCUAUCUAUCUAUCUAUCUAUUUUCUAUCUUUAUCUAUCAACAAUGCUCUCUCUAUCUUUUCUGCCUGUCUCCAUUUCUCUCAUUGUUUCUCUCUCUUUUAUUCUUUGAACUCUCAUUCUGUUUCUCAUUUUUCUCUCAUCAAAAUUUCGACAUCUCUUUUAUUCUGUUUCUCCCUCAUUUUAUUUCUCUCUUCUCUCAUUCGUUCUCUCUCUCUUCUUUCUUCAAUAUGUCCGUUUUUGGCUCUGGGGGCAAAAUUUGUGUGCUCGUACUUGAAUUCUUUGACAUAAUUCCUUGUAUCUUUUGCAUUUUCUUCCUCAAUCGGAUUAUUAGUUCUUAUACCAUCUAUGAAGUCCAAAAAUUAUGUCAUCGCAUUCUCUAUGUGAGUUCUCUCUCUAUCUUUUUUUUUCUCCAAAACAAAUCGCAUAAAAAUAUUUUCUCUCUUUCAUUUUCCCUUCGUUUCCUUUUUUUAUUUCUCUUUAUUAGUCACCAUCAAUUCAUUAGGCAAUCAUCGUGCUCAUCUCUAUAUAUCUUCUUUUUCUCCUCUCUCCCACUUCGUCUCCAUCUUUUUCAUCCUUUGCCCCGUCACACAGACAUACGUUUUCUGUCAAUCCAACACACACUCUCUCUUUCUCUCCCUCUUCCCUCUCUCUGUUCAAUGAAAACAAACAUUUUGAUCCCUCCCGUGCGUUUCAACUCGCCCCGACUCCCAAAACACGACUUUAUCUUACUUUAUAACUACCGCCCACAAUGA
Acanthosepion pharaonis is the source of this 1482-nucleotide messenger RNA. NCBI's taxonomy places the organism in Eukaryota, Metazoa, Mollusca, Cephalopoda, Sepiida, Sepiidae. The record is from the annotation of a GenBank genome assembly.